GUCCCGGUGGCGGCGGCGGCGGCCCUGGCUGGAUCCCGCGGCGGCAGCGGCGGCGGCAGCAGCCGGAGAACAACAAACCCCGGAGCCGGAGCCGGGGGAGGCUGGACGGGACGGGAUGGGCGACAGCGGGCGGGAUUCCAGAAGCCCAGACAGCUCCUCCCCCAAUCCCCUUCCCCAGGGAAUCCCACCCCCCUUCUCCUCCUGGACCACCUUUGCCCCCUUCAGCACCCCCACCCCCAAUGCCACCACCUCCACUGGGUUCCCCUUUCCCAGUCAUCAGUUCUUCCAUGGGGUCCCCUGGUCUGCCCCCUCCAGCUCCCCCAGGAUUUUCCGGGCCUGUCAGCAGCCCACAGAUUAACUCAACAGUGUCGCUUCCUGGGGGUGGGUCUGGCCCCCCUGAAGAUGUGAAGCCACCAGUCUUAGGGGUCCGGGGCCUGCACUGUCCACCCCCUCCAGGUGGCCCUGGGGCUGGCAAACGGCUAUGUGCAAUCUGCGGGGACCGAAGCUCAGGCAAACACUAUGGAGUUUACAGCUGUGAGGGCUGCAAGGGCUUCUUUAAGCGCACCAUCCGUAAGGACCUCACCUACUCAUGCCGGGACAACAAAGACUGUACGGUGGACAAGCGCCAGCGGAACCGUUGUCAGUACUGCCGCUAUCAGAAGUGCUUGGCCACUGGCAUGAAGAGGGAGGCGGUACAGGAGGAGCGUCAACGGGGAAAGGACAAGGACGGGGAUGGGGAAGGGGCUGGGGGAGCCCCUGAGGAGAUGCCCGUGGACAGGAUCCUGGAGGCAGAGCUUGCUGUGGAGCAGAAGAGUGACCAGGGCGUUGAGGGUCCUGGGGGAACCGGGGGUAGCGGCAGCAGCCCAAAUGACCCUGUGACUAACAUCUGUCAGGCAGCUGACAAACAGCUAUUCACGCUUGUUGAGUGGGCGAAGAGGAUCCCCCAUUUUUCCUCUCUGCCUCUGGAUGACCAGGUCAUAUUGCUACGGGCAGGCUGGAAUGAGCUCCUCAUUGCUUCCUUCUCCCACCGGUCCAUUGAUGUCCGAGAUGGCAUCCUCCUUGCCACAGGUCUUCAUGUGCACCGCAACUCAGCCCAUUCCGCAGGCGUGGGAGCCAUCUUUGAUCGGUCCCUCUCCAGGGUGCUGACAGAGCUAGUGUCCAAAAUGCGUGACAUGAGGAUGGACAAGACAGAACUUGGCUGCCUGCGGGCAAUCAUUCUUUUUAAUCCAGAUGCGAAGGGCCUCUCCAAUCCCAGUGAGGUAGAAGUCCUUCGAGAGAAAGUAUAUGCAUCACUGGAGACCUACUGCAAACAGAAGUACCCUGAGCAGCAGGGACGGUUUGCCAAGCUGCUGCUACGUCUUCCUGCCCUCCGGUCCAUCGGCCUUAAAUGUCUAGAGCAUCUGUUUUUCUUCAAACUCAUUGGUGACACCCCCAUUGACACUUUCCUCAUGGAAAUGCUGGAGGCUCCUCACCAGCUGGCCUGAGCCCACACCCAUCUGUGUGUUCCUCACACUUGAGGAGUGCCCUCCAAGAGGACUCUGAGCCUGGGGCAGGGUGGAGGGACCUUUUGCCCAGACAGAACCUUGAAUGGAGGGAUACAGAGCAGAACCAAACCUCUAGGGAUCCGCCAACCCUCCAAGGGGUUUGCUUGAUAUCCCAAGUUAGAAGGGGACCCCAGGUCCCUGUGAGUACUGGACGUUUCCAUUCGGUGGCCUUGAGUCUCUGAACUUGUCGGGGUCUCUCAUAAUUUGGGGUGAUUUUUCACCCCUGUUUGUCUCCCAGCACAAAGCACUGGCCCCAUUCCUGGAACCCUGUUUCCUUCUCACCUUGCUCCAUUCCCAUCUGAAAAGUGGAGAUGGGAGACUCUCCUAGAGGUGGAUGUUGAGGGGCAGGCCCCCCAAAACUGGUGAACAUGGAAGUAGACUCUGACAAGACUUCUUCCUUCUAAACCUGGUAGAUGAGGGCAGAGGGAGGAGGCCCUGUUACUAUCUUCUGUCCAAAGUCUCCUUUUAUUCUUCACCUCCCACAGUAGGACUGAAAACAUUUUUAAAAGGUGGUGGUGGUGGUAAAGGGGCUGUUGGAGAUGUUAGGAAGGGAUCUGCUAUUUUUAAUUUCCUCUGGGGAUAGAGACUUGCAGUUAGACUCAAAGAAGUACUGUACUUUCCCAGGUUGACUAAGAAAUGCCAGUGGUGGAGGUUGGUAUUUGGGCAAGGCAGGGCCCUGGGGUGGUCUGUCCCCAGCCCUUUCUAAGCCCUGGCCUUUCCAGUUCUACCCCCUUCCUGUGUCGCUUGGGGAAGGGGCCUGGGUUGUGGUGACAGGCCCUGGCUAGCUGGCUUGGUGAGUGUGGUCCAGGCUUCCCCUUCAUGGCUCUCCUGCUGUGGGCACACAGCAAGGCCCUGGGAUGGGGACCCUGGCCCGAGAACCCAGGGGAGAGGGCCAGCCUGCAGAGAACGAGUGCUGGGAUGCAUGAUUUUCCUUGAGGGGGGUCCUUUCCCCUCUCACUCGCACAUAAAAUCGCUUUCAAAUUAAAAUCUCUGUUUUCUGGACUGAGGUGACUGUGCAG
Perognathus longimembris pacificus (Pacific pocket mouse) is the source of this 2563-nucleotide messenger RNA. It is a transcript of the gene Rxrb, whose product is annotated as retinoid X receptor beta. The transcript has 10 exons. Gene Ontology annotation, biological process: retinoic acid receptor signaling pathway; cell differentiation; anatomical structure development. Gene Ontology annotation, cellular component: RNA polymerase II transcription regulator complex; nucleus. Bases 240 to 1484 code for a protein of 414 amino acids. The record is from RefSeq and is a predicted model, not a curated record. Gene Ontology annotation, molecular function: retinoic acid-responsive element binding; zinc ion binding; nuclear receptor activity. NCBI's taxonomy places the organism in Eukaryota, Metazoa, Chordata, Mammalia, Rodentia, Heteromyidae.